Oryza brachyantha (malo sina) is the source of this 1248-nucleotide messenger RNA. RefSeq lists its product as uncharacterized. The record is from RefSeq and is a predicted model, not a curated record. The transcript has 4 exons. NCBI's taxonomy places the organism in Eukaryota, Viridiplantae, Streptophyta, Magnoliopsida, Poales, Poaceae. The coding region runs from base 313 to 1248 and encodes 311 amino acids.
UCGAACCAAACAGCACCUUGAUGUAAAAGAGGGGAAAAAAAAAGGAAGAAAAGCUAGCACCACUCUGCCGAUAGCCAAAAUCAUUGGUGCACGCAUGGCUGGCUCAUGGCGCCGAGGCCGCAAGGGUCCGACUUCGCCGUAGCAGAGCCGGUGCUGCCUUGGGCCCAACGAUUCCGAAUCGGUUCCUGAACAAAUCUGCCAAUAAAUGCAAACAUCCGCGUCUCAAUCGGCAGUGCUUGCAGGAACGCGGGGUUCAAUCGGCGGCCGGAUCGAUCUAUAUAUCCGCCGAGAGAGAGAUUUGAGAUCGAGCUAAUGAUGGGAUCUGUGCUCCGCUCCCUCGUCCUUGCGUACGACGACGCCAAAGAGUUCAUGGUAGAGAAGGAGCGGAGGGCGGAGCGGGAGGUUAACCAGCUCCGGCCGGCGGCGUUGCUGCGGUGGGACGGGGCGCUGCCUCUCCCCCUCGACGAGCAGCGGCGGAUUGUGCAGCGCUGGAUCGAGUACGAAAAGCGCAAGGGCCCUUGCCGCUAUAACUUUCUCAAAGGGGAGAUGUUUGCCUGCAUUGCUCGCCCUCAUGUCCGCAUCGCCCUCCGUUAUUACAACUCCCAUCAUCCGGGUGCUGAGUUUGAUGCUGUCAGGUCUUUGAAUGCACAUUUUGCUUCAUUCAGAGGUGACGAUUGGUCCCAUGUCAACUUCCUGGCUCGCAGGAGGGGUUGUAUUGAUGCUCCCGUGCUUCGCUUCUUCGCUGAGAUAUCCUACCAUGGCCAUCUCGCUAUAAAACCAGUGUUCGUAUCAUGCACCAUAUUACGGGAGGAGCCACUGUUCGUCAGGAGAAUAGAAACGGUUCAAGAACCAGUACACCUCACCACAAAAAGGGGAGCAAAUCAAGAACAAAUAGUCCACAAGUACAGAAGCAAGUGUGCAUUUUGCCCCGAUCCCGGUGAGAGUUCGCACCCCAGCGACGAGGAAUUUGAUCUCUAUGCGAUUUUGCACCCUAGCGACGACGAAUUUGUGUGUGGAAAGGAGGGCCAGGAAGUGGGUUCAUCCUGGUUGUUCUACGUGGAAGAAAGAGCACUCGAUCACAUCCUCGUCAGACAAAGAAAUUUUUUAGAUGAUGUGACCGAUUCUUUUUAUUUUGUAUUCUGUGUAUUUUUCAUAUGGCUUGCUAAACUAGCUAGGAUUCCCUCCUUCUUCAUUUAUUUGUUAGUAUUGACCUCUAUUGUUGUAACUUUGAUCCUCAAUAACAAUUAA